UCCUUUCAGUCGCAGUCGCUUGCUAUUCAGGCCUUGACUCAGGACAGUGUGUGUGAGAGGGCAAUGGCGCUAGUGGUCAAUCCUGCUCCAGUACAGCACCAGUAUCACCACAAGAACUCUCCCAAGAGACGGGGGUCUCCUGUACAAGAUGAUAAGUUCUACGAGGAGACUCGAAAUCUCAUCACUGCAUGCAUCGAGUCCGCUUCUGGCAAGGAGCCCCUGAGCGUUAAACUGAGCGAAGAAGCACUGAGGAUAGUCGGUAUGGUACAGCAAACUCUAAAAGCUGAUGAGAUCUUCUUUCGCAAGCUAUGCGAAGAGCUUGAGCUGACGGCAACUAAUCUCUUUAGCAAGCUAAUGGACGUCUGGGGUGGUAUGUUCUCGGAUGGUCAGGUCAACAUAGGGCGUCUUCUGGCAUUGCUAGCUUUCUGUCAGUGUGUAACUGUGUACUGUAGGUCUGUAGGGCUCCCUUCAAUAGAGUCAAGUGUGCCCCAUUGGGCAAGUAUUUUCAUAUCAACAACACACCUCAAGGAUUGGAUUACUAAUAGAGGAGGAUGGGAUGCAAUAUCAAAAGAACUAAUGUUACGCACAUCUGCCACAAACAGUAGUACUAGUAGUAGAACAGCAAGCAACGGGGGUUGGUUACAAUGGGGAGUGAGUGGGAUUGCACUUGCAAUCUCUGUAUUCGAUGCACUGCACAAUUCAUCGUAGUCACACAUUUUUAUUUUAUUAUUUUUGAUUUUUUAAAAUGUAAAAGCUAUUGCAGCUAUAGUUCUGUCGGCAUUACUGAUACAUACAUUUGCAUUGUCAUACCUGACAUACUGUGUUUGCAUUUUUUUAUUAUUGAUUUUUGUGAAAUAUUUUUGAAUUUAUAUUCUUUAAAAAUUAAA
Messenger RNA from Amphimedon queenslandica, 887 nucleotides. RefSeq names its product bcl-2-like protein 1. Gene Ontology annotation, cellular component: mitochondrial outer membrane. Lineage: Eukaryota; Metazoa; Porifera; Demospongiae; Haplosclerida; Niphatidae. Gene Ontology annotation, molecular function: BH domain binding. The record is from RefSeq and is a predicted model, not a curated record. The transcript has 2 exons. The coding region runs from base 64 to 708 and encodes 214 amino acids. Gene Ontology annotation, biological process: intrinsic apoptotic signaling pathway in response to DNA damage; regulation of apoptotic process; release of cytochrome c from mitochondria.